Messenger RNA from Cryptomeria japonica (Japanese cedar), 4917 nucleotides. RefSeq lists its product as uncharacterized. The transcript has 9 exons. The coding region runs from base 264 to 4397 and encodes 1377 amino acids. The record is from RefSeq and is a predicted model, not a curated record. NCBI's taxonomy places the organism in Eukaryota, Viridiplantae, Streptophyta, Pinopsida, Cupressales, Cupressaceae.
AAAUAAGCCUAUUAUUAUUGUGCAAAACACAGGACACGGCUUUUACAGUGCGAGUUCUUACCAAUAUUCGCGGGCGGUCGUGAAAGAGUCCCUGCGACCUAAUCCAACCGAACACAUUGAAAUUCUACUGCUCUACUCAGCAAAAUCUCCACUCGGCUCAGGAAGAAAUGGAAACUGAAAAAAUGGUUUGAUUGGAGCUUGGUCAAAUUAGGAGAGAAUGUGAGAAGGCAGGCAUAUGCAGAGGAGGUUGUGUAGUAAGAGGCAUGAAGGGACAGCGUUCGCACAGGCCAUCGAGCACGGAGCCGGACGACUGGGUUGAUGGCUCGUGGACGGUGGACUGCUCGUGCGGGGUCAAUUACGAUGACGGAGAAGAAAUGGUGAACUGCGACGAGUGUGGCGUCUGGGUUCACACGAAAUGCUCCAGUUUUGUGAAGGGCGAAACCUCCUUCGCCUGUGACAAGUGCAAGCUCAUCAAGAAGCGCCGCAACCAGGAGACCGAGGAGACUGAGGUCGCGCAGUUGCUGGCCGAGCUGCCCACAAAGACGAUGCGGAUGGAUUCCUGCUCUGCCAUAGCGCCCCCACUUCGCCCGGACCUGCCCAUGGACGACAGGGUUCAUGUGCAGGGCCUGCCGACCGGCGAUUCCUCCUUUAAGGGCCUCGGGAUUUUUUCCCCACAGCUCUGGAAAUGCACGGGGUACGUGCCCAAGAGCUUGAAUUUUCAGUACAGGGAGUUUCCUUGCUGGGAUGAGGAGAAGGAGAAUGUUGACGCGCAGGUCGAUCGCCCCGGCUUGGAGGUUGUGGUGGGAUUGAAGGCGGGGAUCGUUGAGGAGCCCGGUUCCAGGGACAAGUCUCAUCACAAGCACGAGCAGGGAAUGAAGGGCGAGAAGCAUCAGCAUCAUCAUGGACAUCAUCAUCGCCAGGGGAAGCGGAGGAAGGACGACAGAGAGCAUGGCGGAAAGAAGAGGGUGAAGUCCAGCGGGGAGAAGGAUAAAGAUGAGAAAUUGAAAAGGAAAUCUUCGUCACAGGAGGCGGGGCAUGGAUCUAGGGUUCUCUUCAGGUCUCUGCCUAACAAUCCGAAGGCUAUGCGGAACCUUGCAGCGCAAAAAUUCUUGGAUGAUGAUAUCAAAUUGCGAUCCAAGGUUGAAACGCAUGAACCACCCUGCCAUGAAUAUGUAUCUGGGGGUACUCAUGAAAAAAUUGAGGGUCCGGAUUGUGAAAUUGAGGAGGCUGUUCAUAAGUGUACCAAUUUUGAUAACUGUGUUAUUAAAACUGAAGAGUGCAGAGAAACACAGAUACCAGAUAUUGAAGUAAAUGGUACAUUCAAGAAGAAUGACGCAAAGAAGAAUGUUGAGAAAUCCAAAUCUGUAUCAGCUGUUAGGACUCAUUCAACAGAAAUGCUAGGUGACAGUUUUAUCUGCACUGUGUCCUCUGAAUCGCAAGUGAAAAUAGAUAAAAAAGAUAGCUCUGGUACUGGAAGAGUGGCAAAACUUUCACCCUGGAGGGAAUCUACUAAUGCUCAGCCUGAAGGAAGUGAAUUUGGAGGAGUCAUAGUUAAACAAGAGUUCCAGGAUGUAAAAACUGCAGUAAAAGAUGAUUUGAUGUACAAUGCUGAGAAGUGUAAUAUUGAUCUUCGAGAUUUUACUCAUCCUGCCAUUAAUGCAGAACAAGCUAUUGAUGUAGAAUUUCCAUCUUCAAAGUCUAUUUCUGAAAAUUAUCUUCAAGUAGAUACUCUUCCAAAUCACACGGUUACUUGCCCGUCAUUAAGUGGUAGUGCUGCUUCUGCUUCUUCCACUAGAUUAAUGAAAGUGCAAUGUGAGGUAAAGGAUGAAUCAAGUAUGCUGGAUGCAAAGGCAUCAUCGUGCUCAAAUGCUCAUUCCUUGAGAGAUAAAUUGUUAGGGAAGUCCAGCAAACUUCAGGUACACAACUCAGAUGAGCCGAUUUCUUGUUCACAAUCUAAGCAAUUAGCUGCCUCAGGAAAUUCUGUUAUAAAGGAAGCAACACAAUAUUCAGGUGUGGUUGGAAGGUCCUCAAGACCAGAUGAUGGUUUGCCGUCAUACAAGCAACUUCCUUUAGGGAAGAAACAAAUAGAAGAUCUUCAGGCUAGCAAAGAUGCCGAGGAUUUGACUGGCAAGUCAGGACAAAGCAAAGAAAACAUGGGCAAUACCGAUAUAAAGAGUGAACCGGAUUCUGCAAAACAAAUUGUAGUGGAAGCUGCUAAUUAUUCAGAUGAUUCAGCAUCAGAAGAAAGACAAUCUAAAUUGGAACAAUAUUCUCAAGGGUUUUCUGAGCAGGCACGAGUCUCUCCACAGCAGUCAUCAGUUUUGCAGCAGGAAAGCCGUUUACCAGUGAACCACCGUCCGAGAUUCACAAUGGGAUCAUCAAUAUAUUCAGCAAGUGCUAUAGUUUUAUCAAUGCAAGUACCAAGUGCAAGGUCUGUAGCUGGAAGCUCAAAAUCAGGUCCUGUGGCAGCCCAUUUGCAUAAGAAUACUGCAUCCGGUGUUGGUAAAACAUCCAACCCAAGUUCUGUUUCAAGAUCACCUAUGUCUGGGCCUAUUUCUGUAGCUAAUAGUAAGUCAUCAGAUCAAGUUAUGAAAUCAUCAGUAAAUCCAGUAUCUUCUUCACCAGCUACUAAGUCAGCUCAUCUAUCAAAGCAGCGUUUCAGGUCGGGCAGUCCAGCAGAUUUCAAGAAAGAUGAAGCUGGUAAUGCUUUUGGCAAAUAUUCAAAUUCAGGUAGUCCAGGCCGAGUUCCUCCUGAUGUAUUGUCAUUCAAACCCGUUGUUAAGGAGAAUGUAAAGUGCUCAACAAAUUCUGCAGUGAAAGCAGCAUCACAUGGGAAGGCAAGUAUUCAAGCUGGAGCUUCUAAGCAUGCUGUAUCAAAUUCAAAGGGUCAUAAGUCCUUUACGUCUUCAAAGUCAUCCUCUGGCCAGAAUGUGCCUCGUUCUUCAAGUUCUGCAGAGCAAGCAUCUGCAACGCAGUCACAGAAUCAUUUGUCAAUGCAAACAAAGCAAGUUACUUUUGGGGAAACUCACAAGAAUGAGAAGUUGAAUGUACAAGCUUCCCAAUCUGUGUCAAAGGCAAAUACUGCUUUGCCACAUUCGCACCCUCAAGUUGCAAACAGCGUCUCUGCAACCUUAAGUGAUGAAGAGCUUGCCCUAUUGUUGCAUCAGGAACUCAAUAGCUCUCCAAGAGUUCCUCGAGUACCACGUGUGCGACAUACUGGCAAUGCUCCGCAAUUGGCAUCUCCAACACCUCUUUCGGGAACCUUUGUGAAGCGGCCAACUGCUGUUACACCACAAUGUAGCUCUGUCAGUGGACAAAAAGAUCAUGCUCUGGUUUCAAGAAGAAGGGGGAGGGAAGACAAUGCAAGAGAGGGUUCUCGGACUCCUGUUCAAGGAUUGGAUGAAUCUAUAAAAGCUGAUGGACUUUUGUCUUCUCCCGAUACAAGGAGACUAGAAGAAAACAAUAGGGUUGAUGAUUUUGCUUCCUCAGGGAGAAGGGAGGUGCCUUCAGAUAACACUAACGCUGCAAAGAAAAAUUUAUCUCUAACUAAUUUAAACAAUAUGACAGAUGGAAGUAGUCAUUCCCUUGUCUUUGAUUCAAAUGAUGGGCCCUUGUCUAGUGUCCAUGUAUCUCCAGGUGAUUUGUCAGACGAUGCAGAAAAUAUGAUAACCGAAGGUAUUGCAUUGACGCUGCCAGGUAUAAUUGAUGAUAUUCUCAGCAAAGCUCCUGAAAUGUCAUAUGAACAAAUUUGUGAGGCUGUCCUGCCGCAUUGGCAAAAGCUAAGGAAACACAAUGGUGAGAGAUAUGCCUACACAAGCCAUUACCAGGCUGUUCUUGAUUGUUUAAGGAAUCGCACUGCAUGGGCUCAUCUUGUUGAUCGUGGACCAAAGACAGGCAUGGGUAGAAAGAGACGCAGGAUUGAUUUGGCUGCAGCUGCAGACUCAGAAAAUGAGGAAGAUGCUGAGGGUAGACAUUUUGUUCAUGAAGAGGAUCAACACAUGCUCAGAUCAAGCAAGUCGCAUGAUAUGGGUAGUGAGAGAACCGAUUCAUUGGUUUCUGAUAGACAGAAGGAUGUUGACACUGCUCCUUUAGAGGAAGUUCCCAAGGGCAAGCGUAAAGCUCGAAGGCGCAGACCAGUGGCAUAUAAAGGAAAAGAAGAUAUGGAUGAGUUUAAGAGAUCCAACAAAGAAGAUAAACAGAGAUAUAAAGUAGAGGGCUCAGUCCGUAUUUCCCAGGAAGAUGAACAUGAGCCCUUUUCACCAUCAAGUGAGGAUGCAGAAAGUAUUGACAGUGAAGAUGACAAUCACCAUGCUGCUCGUAAUGUGAGGAUGCGUUUGGCAAGCAGUGAUACAAGUGCCGAUGAUAUAGAGUCAACCCCAUCAAAUCUUGUGGCCUAAAUAAAAAACAUUAACUAGUAUUUGAGGUAGUUUGCUGCAAGAAUCUCAUGGUACAGUACAUAUGUCAAACACAUUUUUGAUUUGUAAUAUAGUUAUUCAUCUUGAAGAAAUGGUGAUGUGCAAGAACAAUUCUUUGUAUUUUAUUGUAACAAAAAAUCUGGUUUCUUCCAAUAAUUUUAGGCAAUGUUUAACUGAACAACUGUCACAUUCAUUCUAUCCUUCGGCAAUUUAGAUAUUGUGUCUGGGCCUGUAAGCAUUUCAUAGUUCAGCUUGAUGUCCAUGCUAUCAAGAUUUUGAGGUAAAGUGUCCCAAUCUAUGAAAUGCGGGGAAACUUCACGUACUGUUCAACAUAUCCAAUUUUUCUAGUUUUAUCACUUUCUUGGUACAAAGUGCUAAAUUAAAGCUUGGUUAUUGGUAUGGGGUGCUACUGAAUUUAGUGUUGCUACAUGGUAAUGCAGUCGCAGUGGUCAAUCUUUGUCCAUACAACUAUUUAAAGUCAUGAUUUUUUGACCUUGUUGAA